Molecule: messenger RNA, 7295 nt
Organism: Sabethes cyaneus
Lineage: Eukaryota; Metazoa; Arthropoda; Insecta; Diptera; Culicidae
Gene: stas
Product: transmembrane protein 41 homolog
Exons: 4
Coding region: 937-1938 (333 amino acids)
Cellular component (GO): endoplasmic reticulum membrane
Source: RefSeq, a predicted model, not a curated record
GAUUGGGUUGGUUCGUCGUCGUCAAAUUGACUCGCAGUUUCGCAGUUAGUUUUAGCAUAUUGCAGUAGAAUUUUGCUAGUUACUCAACCAUUGCAGUUGUACUUUGGGAACCGCGUUCCGCAAGUAUUACAUUUGCUGUUGAAAGUGUGCAAAAAGUGUAAACAACGGCGGAGAAAUCGUUAAAUGUCUAGCGUUUGAUCGGUCAUUUCUGAUAGAUUUUAUGUGCCAUUUGCAACAGCACCAGAGCAGCAGUUAGUUUAAGGCUGGUUGGUUAGAGUACCGCGAGUACUAGCUCUUUUUUCUGCUGUACGUGAUUGCUUAAUAUCUCGUUGGCGUACUUGAUUACGAGCAACGAUUCGAAGCAUUGAAACCAUCGGGUAAUUUAGUUUGAUUCGAUAAGUGUAUAAAAGUGGUAUUUUCAACUACAAACGUAAGAACAAAGAACGGUUACAACAGCAGCAUCACCGUGUGUCACAUUUUAGCAGCGGAAUCGAUAUCGUGCGGGAAUUUGUGGUCAGCGGAGGCACGGAAACGGAGUGCGGAGUGCUGUGCUGUGCGCGGUUAACAAAACAAAAAUAUCGCAUCGUACGAUACACGAUCAGAGCGAGAAGGCUUAGAUAAAGGUGCUCACGGCAGACAAAGAGACCAUACGCCUAGCACACGCAGAUUUUGCGCGAGUGCUGUUUUUUUCUGUGUCGUUCGUACAACUAUUUGCUUCGACAGCAGUUCUCCGCGUGAUCCGGAAGCUGCUAUUACAUACCCACUGACUACUGCUAGGCGGACAAGGGUCGCGUGGUUGACGAAAAAAAAACAAGCAAAACUGUUUGGCGUUUGGCACAACUAUUGCGCGUGGAAACUUGCCCGUGAGGUCCCCAGCACCAAUCGAGAGCGAGAGAGAUAGGAAGGAAGCCCUAUAGGGAAACUCAUUGAGGUGCAAUGGAUACGGUUGAGACGGCGAACCACUUUGUGGCCUUCGGAGAAGCUUCUAGCGAAAAAGACUUGAAAACGCCUCUUUUGAGCAAAACAAUGACGUCAACACCUUCCCAGCCUAGCAGCCCGCCGCCGGCGGCGGCAGCAAUAUCGAACGGACAACUACGAUAUGCGACAAACGCAAAUAACAAUCUUACCCGCAAACAGUCGGAAUGCAACGGAAAAGCUUCCGUCGGCAGCAGCACCAGCGACGAUUGUGAAGUAGACGAAGAACGUUCCGCCCGCCAAUCGUUAAUCAUUCUUGCUGCCAUCUUUUUCACCAGUUUGUUUGCGAUGAUCUACGUAUAUGCCAUGUUCCCGAAGCUGGAAGAAUCCGAGAAGCAAUACAUUAAGGUUCCCUUUGAUAUUGAGGAUGCCAAGCAGUUGGGCCGUGUGCUGGACCGGUACAAAGAUCUGUACUACCUUGAGGUCAUGUUUGGCGUUAUUCUAGUUUACAUAUUCCUUCAAACAUUCGCCAUUCCCGGAUCGCUAUUUCUAUCGAUCCUAAGCGGCUUUCUGUACAAUUUCCCGGUCGCUCUGACGCUGGUAUGUUUCUGUUCGGCCUUGGGAGCUACCCUGUGCUACCUGCUGUCCCAGCUGGUUGGUCGUCGUGUUGUGAAGCACUACUUUCCGGAGAAGGCACGUGUGUGGUCUCACCAGGUGGACAAACACCGGGAAGACCUGCUCAGCUACAUGCUGUUCCUGCGGAUGACACCGUUUCUGCCCAAUUGGUUCAUCAAUCUGGUGGCUCCGGUGAUCGGAGUGCCGUUGUACCCGUUCGCGCUCGGGACAUUCCUCGGCGUUGCGCCGCCUUCCUUCAUUGCCAUUCAGGCGGGCAAAACGCUGUACAAAAUGACCAGCUCGAGCGAUGCCUUCAGUUGGGGUUCGAUCACGAUGCUGGCCGUGUUUUCGGUCUUUUCGCUCGUUCCGGUUAUAUUCAAGCGAUACUUUAAGGCCAAAAUCGACUAAACGCUAAGCACAGCACAGGUGAGUUUGUUUUACCGCAAGCAAAACUGGUUAAGUCACGUAAAAAAGUAGAGAGCGAAAGCCAAAAGUGAGCCCCCAUCCCCACCCCUCCUCCUAUUGGUUGGGCAGCUGGCUUAAACAACAACAACAACAACAAUUCGGAAGUAUAAUUGAGGAAUAGUAUAAUUUUAGCCAAAGAUGUGUAUAAAAAGCUACAGCAGCCGAUUAGUGUCCAAUUGCCUAGUGUAAUAUGUCUAGCUGUGUUCGACCGGAAUAAGUCGAUUGGCAGAGAAAUGGCCUUUCGGUGUAAAAAUCGGUCGGUUUAAUGAUAGUUAGUUUAGGCUGAUGUUGCGCCUCCGGGAAAAAUUCUACUUAUAAUUUGUUUUGAAUAGUUAAUAUUCACAAACUCUGAGGAAAGUGUUUUUUACGAUAUUUUGGGGUCGUUCGAAAAUGUUUAAUGAGUGUACAAACAUAGUGCGUUGUUCUUCACUAAACCCCAAUUUUUUCGUGUUCUGUACAAACAUGGUCGCUCUGGUAACUAUGCAACUAUUAAUAUGUAUUGGGAUUAGAUCCAAGUAACCUUUGAGUAGACGAACAUACAGAGCAGCUUCAAAUUUAAUUUAUUCAAUUGAGAGAACUCAAAAUUCUGAAAAAAUGUUAAUUUUUUCGAAGCUUGUGAUUCGCUUGUUCCAGUGAUUUCAGCGGAACAAAAUCGAUUAAUAAAUAAAUAGGUAUUUUCUUGGGUUAUAAUUUAGCACGUGUCAGUAAACUGUACCAUUCUUUCAGCAGAAAAAAAUCCAACCAAUUAAGGACUAAUUUCUCAUAAAAAGCUCUGAAAAGCCGGAAAAGAAGGUUGUGGAUUUUACCACGACGUCGUCCAGUCAAGUCAACGCAGGUAUUUUCGUUUCGUUUGGUUCUGUUAUGACUAUGACCGGAAGAAUGUGCCAAUUUGCUGGGCUCGAGAAUUUUGUGGUUCCGUUCCCUAUGAGUAGCUGUAGGGGGAUCCGGGGCAAGACGAGUACCCUUAACUGAGUUUUAAUUUUUGUUUUGUUGCAAAAAGCUUGACUUUUCUUUAUCUAUCCGGUGCUGAACGGUUGUUUCAUUAUAGGUACCUCUUACCUACCCAUGCAACUUUUAUUUAAAAUAUUUUCAAUAAAUUAAAAAAAAUUUAAUAAGGAAAUACCUAGUCGUUUCUUCACCGGUCUGAAACGGCUUUUUUUUGAUACGACGUGUUACGUCGUCCUGCCCCCUAGGAUACUUCUAUCUCAGAACGUAGCAGAAGCAUUGCUAUGUUGCUGUAUAAGCCCCCUAUUUAUCCCCCAUAGCCGGCUCUGGUCUGUGUGUGUGCCACGAACCAAUUUAGCCGAAGGAGAUGCUGGGCUCGGCUCGAAUGACUCGCCUAUAUUCUGUUCAUUUCGAACCCAAUAGGUUGUAUGAAUAAAACAGUUUGCUUUGCCUUUCCCGUGUAAAUCUCAUGGGAGAGUUUGCUCUAACUCUUGUUCAUACGGCCUAAAAUAUGCGUACGUGAUGGAGGCCUUAUAGUUCUGCUUUACAAGCCUAUUGAUAACUUUUUUAAACGAUCAAACCUAUAAACUACUCAAAUACCCUUAAGAGAGAGAGGGUUAAAUGGCUUUUUACACAAAACUUACCGCGGAAUGCCAUAGUUUCGACGCCUCUUCUAACGAAAUAUCCUUCUUCAUGCAACGCGUGAAGGGUACCUCGGAGAUACAGGACUUCAGCAGGCAACGCAAUCCGUAGAAAGCCCGAUCUGCAGUUACGAUUUGUCGUUUACUUUGCGACUCGUUACUAUCCUACUAAGAUAUUUGAAUUCCUCCACUACUUCAUAUCUUUCCCCGUCCAGGUCCACCUCGGCACCAACGGGUUUCACGAGUCCCACGUUCUCUACCAGCAACCCUGUACUUCGUUUUGGCUGUGUUAAUAAUAAGUCCCAAUCUCGCUGCUUCCUGUUUAAAAGGCCUAAAGGCCGUUUUCACUGGUCUACGGUUGAUUCCGAUGCUAUCGACGUCAUCUGCAAAAGCAAGAAACUUAUAGUUCCAUUCCUUUCCACGUUAGCUCUUCGUAUUGCACCUUCCAAGGCAAUGUUAAACAGCAGGUUAGAAAGUACAUUGGCGUUGUUUCAGUCCAUCCAACGGCACGAAAACGGCUGAAGUUUCAUCCGUUAUUCGGACACAUGAUUUCAACCCAUCUUACGUCGCACGAAUCAGCUUAACUAGUUUCGUCAGAAAACCAUGUUCUAGCAUUAUCUGCCACAAUUUGUUUCGUUUGACUGAAUCGUACGCCAACUUGUACUCUAAAACUUUCUGGUAUUCGCGAAACUGUGCUGACGUGGUUUCAAGGCUAUUUGGAAAGUCGCGUACAAGUAACGAGGUACAGGGUUCCUCAGGGUAUUGUGCUUGGACCGUUGCUGUUUAUUUUUCAUAUGAAUGAUGUGAAACGAAUUUUGGAGAGGGCGGAAGUUAACCUUGCUAACAAUGCGCAGAUCGGAAAUUCUUCCGUAGAACCUGCUUUCCACGUCUGUUCGGAAACACACCUGAAGGCAUCCAAAUGGGGACUCCAGCUCUCAGAUCGACUAUUCCUUGAUUGAUAGUCGACACUUUUCGGAUGUUAUCGAUGUAACGGUUUUUUCAGGAACCAAAAAUCGUCCCUGCCUGUUUCGAUGAAACGACGAGCAUUUCAAUGUGAUGAGCAAUGGAUUGAAUAACUUCUUUGAAUGGUUGAAGUGGGAAAAAAGUUAGGUCGAACGUUGCUAAAAUAAAAAAGUAUGGUCAUUACUAAACGGCUGCAGAAUGACAGGGACGUAGAACAGUGCGAAUUGACGGAGAAGUGAUUCAGUAAGUACAGGUUCUGAAAUAUCUUGGAGUGAUGAUUGACGAAAAAUUAAAUUUCAAUGAGCACAUUAAUUAUACGAUCCAUAAGGCUGCUCGAAUGUUUGGUGUGCUGUGUAGAAUCAAUCUACUCUGUCUGUCAUUGACAAAAUAAUAGAAAAGCUUAUCGUUAGUCGGAUUAUAAACUUCAUCGAUCACUAUGGCCUCAUUUACAAACUUCACUAUGGAUUCAGCCAAGGCAUAAGCACACUGUCAGCCUCCACUAACCUAGCAGAGAGUAUCUAUGACUCUUUGGACAAUCGAAAAAUAGUAGGAUCCCGGUUUAUUGACUUAAAAAAGGUUUUUGAUACCAUAGAUCAUGGACUGCUAGUUGAUAAACUGGAAGCUUAUGGAAUUAGAGGAGUCGCAAAAUCACUCAUUAAAAGCAACCUCACAAAUAGAAGCCAGUUCGUGUCUGUUGAAGACUGUAAAAAGCCACCGUUGGGAACGGUUCCUACGAGUGUGCCCCAAGGUAGUAAUCUGGGGUCAAUAUUGUUCCUAAUAUUCAUCAACGAUAUAGCCAAGCUGAACUUCCAUGGAAAAUUGCGUCUCUUUGCCGAUGAUACAAUUGUUUUCUACCAAGGAAAUGAUUGUGCUAUAAUACAGCUUCAUAUCAAACAAGGUCUUCUACUUCUCAGCGAAUUCUUUGCAAGCAACCUGCGAAAGAUGAAUCUACCAAAAACCAAAUAUACCUAUGUAAAUUUGUUCGCCCCGUCGAUGUCUCCCAGAUUAAAGUCCAAUAGUAGUCGAUGGUCAAAUUAUCGAGGAAGUACAGGAUUUCCGAUUUCUUAGUCCAACGUUAGAUAACAAAAUAAACCAAAUGAAUAUUUGGUUGCCAUUUGGGAACUUGCCAGUAAGUCAUUAUCACGAGAAAUCUGUGCGAGUGUAUCCCGGUGGGCGAUGAAUUGAGCUCGGAAUAAAAUUAAGUGACGAAACAGACGAUGAGCUCAAACCAAUAUAGCUGCCGAAUUAUAUUCGUUUGAAUAUACAUUGGGAAUCUGGAACAGGAAAACACCCAAAUUCGGCUUGUUUCACUUCACUGAUGAGCUGUUGUUGACUGGAAGAGUGUGGGACAAAACUGGAAGGGUAUCAAACGGUGACGAUGUUGCGUGUACUUGCCGUUCGAUAACGGGUUGGAAGACCCCCUCUCAGAUAAAGUCGUCCCAACCCAAUCGAAGCACCGUACGAGGUUUUUUAAAGGUACAGUUCUGCAUAGCAGAUCCUUGUCCGACCCGAUCCGGGUAGUUGGCAGUGUGAGCUAAGGACGUACACGAUCGCCUUGGCUAGGACUGCGUCAAAGCGAUGACGAAAUUGCGAGAUAUAUGAAGAUCUAAUCAGAAAAGUCCUCACUUUUUUGCUCUCUAGAAGCUCCACCUGAAUGACAUUCAGCACGGUACGAUCACUUUGCUACGAGAUUGAUUGACGUGACACUAACACAAAAUAUUUCGGCUGGUGGCACAAAGCCUUUGAGAGAUGCGUUGGGUUUUUGAUAUAACUUCCAUGCUUCUUAUAAGCGAUACCGUGGACGUUCUCCGCUGUCCUGCUGAUGGCCCUUUUAAUGGUGUUUCCAGAAUCUGCGAGGGGCUAUCACUCAGCUCUGCCUGAUUUGGCAAAUUAUCGCAUUUCCGAAAGACUGCGGGUGAAUAGCGGUGGCUUUGGGUGUGGUUAGAUGGAAGGUGAAAGAAAAAAAAUCGAAUCAAUCAAAGCAAUUAUUUAAACUAAAUACAAAGACCCUUUUCCCCGGAAGCGCAACAUCCAAUCGGCAAAGUCAGUCUAUUAGUUGUGUAAGUAGGUAACCGAUGUCGCAUUUUUAUAUAAAACAACCAGAAAAGCAAGCAAGGAAUUGGUGGAAUGUUUUUAAUCGUUCACGUGUUAACGUUCAACAAAAUUUUGUAACGUAUUCGAACUAUAAACAAAAUAUACUAUAGAUAAACGCCUCCUCUUUAAGUAGUGUUAGAUAAAAGUAUUAUUUGUCAACCGAAUAAUAUAAUAGAAUGUGACGACAUGGAAAGAGGUGUGGAGCGAUAAGUGCGAGAAAAAAAAACAGGAAUAAAGCAAACUGACCAAUAGACCUUAACCGCAAAAUGAGCAUUUUAAAGGGUUUUGCAAGCAAAAAUAUCCAGCACCUAAACGCUUUAAACGAACAUUAUCGCUGGGUACAGUAAAUUUUCGAAUAGUUGCAGCUUCAGUUUUAAAUCAUAUGCUAGAUUGUAGAUAAUUCACACUGCGAUAUGAAAUACGAGUAAACAAAAAACAAACAAAUAGCUAAGAGAAAAAAAACAACAAAUUCCAGCAGCAAGCAAAUUGAUUGGAUGAAGUGUUUAGAAUAGGACAAUCGGUGACAGAAGAACUGCCGAUUCGUCGCAUCUGAAUGUAGUCAAAUGUAAAAAAAAACACAAAACGAUUACGAAUAGCUUAUUAUGUAUGUGCAAAUAAAUAGGCAAAACAUAAUGAAAUUAAACCUAACAAAAUAAU